AUGCGCGACCCAACUGACCGGCAGCUACGGAUGACCUUGGAUUGUCUCUCCGACCGGCUUUCACGUUGCGAAUCCCAUCUACUCGACGUAGUAUGGGACGUUGAUGGUCUGAGCGAGAGUGCUGCAGAAUCUCUUUUCGCUCUCCUGUCUAGGCAGGCGCCAUUCACGCACUGGAGGUCGCUGGAAUUGUGGGACUGGUCAUCACCUCGACUACAAACCACAAAUAUGGGUGACUUUCGAAACCUCGAACAAUUGGUCAUCCGGCGCUAUGCACCGGGGCGAUUCUUGAAGGCGAUUCACGAGUCUAAGACAUCCAAGCUUCGGAAACUCGUCAUAUUAGAGGUGAUUGCGAGCGAAUGGAUUCGUACAGAGGUGCUUGACCUCAUAAGACAAGUCUACCGACUUGAACUGACCGAGCUGCCUCUCUCCAUCAAGUUGCCGACGAACGUUAAAGAGCUCAAGACCUCUUAUCUACCUUUGGUGACAUUUACUCAUCUUAAAUUACUUCAUUUCAUCACUCGUUUUCAUCCCCUUGUCUUCAGUGACCUCAGUUUCCCAAAUCUCGUGUCCCUGACCAUCACAUUCGAGGAUCGUCCUCCUUGCUUCCGGGGAGCGGUCAACUUCUUCGCUCUCGAGUCUCUCACUCUCGAUGGGUCAGUGUUUGACUCACUCGCUUUCAUAUCCGCACCACGCCUCCGCAAAUUGGCAAUACGAGCAUCUGUGCACUUUGCCCCAUAUACGAGCCAAACAACAAGCCUUGUCAGAGUACUAUCCGAGACCGAUUUUUUGCUCUCGCCAUCAGAAGAACUCGACCUGGGGUUCCCCGUGGAUUCCAAGACGCUCACUCUAGCGCUAGCGAAGAUGCGGCACGCGGAGACCAUUCGGAUCAAUAUGAGUUGCUUAAAAGAAGAAUGGCGGGGUAUAGUCGCCGCUAUAACAACGGUAAAUUUCGACCUCAUAAAAGCGGACUCGUCUCUCAAUACGAAGUGGCUCGUUCUCAAUCCGGAUUCAGGCCUCGACGAACUCGAUACUGGCUCAAGGAGAAAGCUUGAGAAGGAUAUCUCGGAGAGUCUUGGGCAGACGGGAAUCAAUGUGAUCAAGAUCACUUCCCCGAGUGGUCACGGCAUAGAAAUGCACUUGGAGGAUAUAUCUGGAUUACAACAGCGCUAA
Molecule: messenger RNA, 1170 nt
Organism: Serendipita indica DSM 11827
Lineage: Eukaryota; Fungi; Basidiomycota; Agaricomycetes; Sebacinales; Serendipitaceae
Source: the annotation of a GenBank genome assembly